Drosophila grimshawi is the source of this 716-nucleotide messenger RNA. Its product is annotated as tetratricopeptide repeat protein 12. NCBI's taxonomy places the organism in Eukaryota, Metazoa, Arthropoda, Insecta, Diptera, Drosophilidae. Bases 30 to 689 code for a protein of 219 amino acids. Gene Ontology annotation, molecular function: protein binding. The record is from RefSeq and is a predicted model, not a curated record. The transcript has 3 exons.
CAUAUUAUCAAAUAAAUAACAGCUUCAACAUGGAAAAGGAACCUCUAGAAGACUUUGAUGAAUUUGAAGCGACUUUGCAAAAGAUUGACGACAUUCUAAAAGGUGGUCCCGAAGCAGAUGCUGCUGCUGAGACCAAAGCGAAAACCGCUGAGGAUUUCGAACGACUUGAUGUGGACAAGGUGCGUCUAAGAGUGCGUGAGAAUCGCACUGUAAUCAAUAAGCGGGAGCCACAAAGCCAGAUGACAGAUACCCAGGAUCAGCAGGGCUUCAUGAGAGAGGUCGAACGGGAUGCCAAUGAACGUGCCCAGGCGCGUGCCAAAAGUGAAUACGAGGCGGAGCUGCAACGCAGUCAAGGCAACGAGGCCUUUCGCAAGGGCAAAUUUGAGAAGGCUAUCUUACACUAUGGCAAGGCAAUCGAGCGCGUUAAGAAUAGCGCUACUACCUACAACAAUCGCGCCUUGUGCUACAUCAGGCUACGCAACUACAGACGUGCCGUGGAAGAUUGCCAGUAUGUGCUGGACAAGUUGCAGGAGACAAAUCUGCGCGCCUGGCUGUAUAAGGCCACUGCCUUUAAGCGCUUGAAGGAUGAGGAACGCUUUGAGCAGAGUGUGGCCAAGGCCCGUGAGCAUAAUCCACUACAGCUCGCCUAUAUAGAAAAGUAUAUCGGCCAGAUUGAAGAGGAAGCGUAAAAAGCUAUAUAUAUAUAUAUAUAUAUA